Molecule: messenger RNA, 936 nt
Organism: Rhopalosiphum padi (bird cherry-oat aphid)
Lineage: Eukaryota; Metazoa; Arthropoda; Insecta; Hemiptera; Aphididae
Product: histone-lysine N-methyltransferase SETMAR-like
Exons: 1
Coding region: 1-936 (311 amino acids)
Molecular function (GO): nucleic acid binding
Source: RefSeq, a predicted model, not a curated record
AUGGAAAACCAGUAUCUAUUUUGCACAAAAGAAGUCCGCGCCGUCAUUCGGUUUUUUAAUUUUCAAAAUAUUUCUCCGACUGAAAUUCAUCGAAAAAUAACCGAAGUUUAUGGCCCACAAGUAAUAUCUCGAAAAAGUGUAUCGGUUUGGUGUACAAAAUUUAAUUCAGGUCGAGAAAGUGUUGAAGAUGAGGCAAAAAGUGGUGGACCAAUAAGCACGUCCACCGCCGAAACCAUUGAUGCAGUCGAAAAACUGCUACGAUCGGAUAGACGACUCAAGAUUAGGGAAAUGGCCACACAACUUGAUCUCCCAAAGACUACUGUGCAUGAAAUUGUUCAUGAGAAAUUAAAUUUUCGUAAGGUUUGUGCGCGCUGGGUACCGAAAAUGCUUACAGCAGACCACAAAACCAAACGUAUGCGGAUAUCCAUAGAGCAUUUGAAUCGUGCUCGUAAUGACGAAAGCUUCCUCGAUCACCUCAUUACAGGAGAUGAGACAUGGGUUCAUUAUUCUACCCCUUACAACAAACGAGACUCGAUGACUUGGAAACAUCCCGAAUCGCCAGUUCCAAAAAAAUUCAAACAAACAAUUUCCUCAAAAAAAGUGAUGGCUACUGUGUUUUGGGAUGCACAAGGAAUUUUACUGAUUGAAUUUUUAUCAAAAAAUGAAACAAUAAAUGCUGACCGAUACAUUGAAACGUUAAAAAAAUUGAAAGAAAAAAUUUGUUUCAAGAGAAGAGGACAAUUACGCUCAGGAAAUGUGAAACUGCUGUAUGACAAUGCAACCCCACAUUCAGCCGGAAAAACCAAAGCUUGGCUGGAAAAAUACAAGUGGGAAGUAUUGGAACAUCCACCAUAUAGUCCUGAUCUGGCACCUUCGGAUUUUUUUUUUGUUUGGUCCGUUAAAAAAACACUUAGGAGGAACUCAUUUUCAAAAUGA